CCUGCCAGCAGUGUGGUGUGUGCGCGACAGAGAAAAGGAAAGAUGGCGACGCAGGAGAGCGAAACGACUAAAGCUACCGUGAGCAACGGCGAGGUGAGCAGCAAUGGAACUGCUGCAACAACAGAUGGCCAGACUGUGCAGACAGCUGGAAAUGCACAGGAUCCACAACAGCAACAACAACAGCAGCAGCAAGCACCUAACGCAUGGCAGGUCAUUAAGGGGGUUCUCUUCAGAAUCUUUAUAAUCUGGGCGAUCAGUAGCUGGUUCCGCAGAGGGCCGUCCACUCCUGACCCCAACACGCCAGCUGGUGCGCCCAGAGUACCGAGCAGGAACCUCUUCCCCAAGGACACCCUAAUGGACCUGUACGUGUAUGUGUCCCAGGAGGAGGUGUUUUCUGACUUCAACAACACAGAAGCCCUGUUCUGGUUCCACAGGGACCUUGUCUAUGGAGACUGGACGACGGGGGAGAACGGGGAUGGCUGUUACGAGCACUAUAAGGAGAUGGACAUCCCUGAGAAAGUGCAGCAGAAUGGAUCACUCUACAUGCACGUCUACUUUACUAAAAGUGGAUUUCAUCCAGACCCAAAACGCAAGGGGCAGUAUCGCAGACUGGCAACAGUUCAUUCAACUCGAAUGCUGAAUAAAUUCAAAAGAAGAAAGUUUCUGAAAACCAAGAAUCUGCUAACAGGGGAGACAGAAGCAGAUCCUGAAAUGAUCAAGCGGGCAGAGAGCCAUGGUCCAGUGGAGAUCAUCUCCCAUUGGCACCCUAACCUUACCAUUAACAUGGUGGACGACCACACUGCCUGGGUGAAAGGCUCUGUCCCCCCUCCUCUAGAUCAACAUGUAAAGUUUGAUGCAGUAAGUGGUGAUUACUAUCCCAUUGUUUACUUCAAUGACUACUGGAACCUUCAGAAGGACUACUAUCCUAUCAACGAGACCCUGAAGACACUCCCACUGCGCCUCAACUACUGCCCACUAUCCCUGUGGCGCUGGCAGCUGUAUGCAGCUCAAAAUGCUCGCUCUCCAUGGAACUUCUUACCUGAGGACACAUAUGAGCAGUCUGACGAAGACCAAGACUCUGUCAAGGUGGCCCUUCUGGAAACCAACCCAUACCUGCUGGGACUCACCAUAGUUGUCUCCAUUGUGCACAGCAUCUUUGAAUUUCUUGCCUUCAAGAACGACAUCCAAUUCUGGAACAGCAGACAGUCUCUGGAAGGCCUGUCAGUGCGCUCCAUCAUAUUUGGAGUUUUUCAGUCUCUGGUGGUGCUGCUGUACAUCCUAGACAAUGAAACCAACUUUGUGGUGCAGGUCAGCGUCUUCAUCGGCCUUCUCAUCGACCUGUGGAAGAUCACUAAAGUCAUGGACGUCAAAUUGGACAGAGAGAACAAAAUUGCAGGGGUAAUUCCAAAAUUGGUAUUCAAAGACAAGUCAACAUAUGUGGAGUCAUCAACCAAAAUCUAUGACGACAUGGCCUUCAAGUACUUGUCGUGGCUGCUCUACCCUCUAUUUGGCUGCUAUGCUGUCUACAGUUUAUUGUAUGUAGAGCACAAAGGCUGGUACUCAUGGGUACUCAGCAUGCUCUAUGGCUUCUUGUUAACCUUUGGUUUCAUUACAAUGACGCCACAGCUAUUCAUCAACUACAAAAUGAAGUCUGUGGCCCACCUCCCAUGGAGGAUGCUCACCUACAAGGCUCUAAAUACCUUUAUUGAUGACCUGUUUGCCUUCGUCAUCAAGAUGCCCAUGAUGUACAGGAUAGGGUGCCUCAGAGAUGAUGUGGUGUUCUUCAUCUACCUUUACCAGCGCUGGAUCUACCGGGUGGAUCCCAACAGAGUCAACGAGUUUGGCACCAGCGGAGUCGACCACAUUCAGAACAACACAGCAGAUGCUGCUCCUGCUGCAGCUGCAUCCAUCACAGACAAACCAGAGGGGGAGAAGAAGAACGAUUAAAACAGUAAGGUGCCCUCACCUGCCCCACCCCCCCGGCCCUCACUGCUGGGGCGAAGAGGACUUGUGGAAAUCAGGCAUGGAGGGGAGCCAUUGUUUAGCCGUCAUGGAUGCCACUACAAAAAAAAAAAAGAAAAAAAAGCAGUUCAACUGUUCCCUCUGAUUUCUGUGCGGAUCCACAAAGAAUCAUAUUCAGUUCUAGACUUUGGUCAAUUCUUCUUUCUGUUCCCUGCCCUCUCGUUUUGCAGUUCAAGUGAAGUAAAACAAAACGUGAUGUACUGUAUUCUGUAUGAUUUCUCUGAGGGUAAAAGUGUCUUGGAAUAGAGGCUGGGAGGGAAAUGGGUCGCAGUAACACAGCUAUUUUUUUGAUAUACAUAUACAGGGAAGAACGUGAGACUUUUGUUCUUUGUGUAGAUUCCUUGUGAAUUUUUUUUUUCAUUCCAUGUGAGCACCGUGCUUUCAGAUUGUCUGGAAACCGGUGAGUAGUACUGGAGGAAACUGGAAAGACCCUGAGCCACGACGGAUGUAGAAAAGAGAGACAAGAUGGACGACCCUGCAGAACACUACCCACCAGAGAGGGACCACUACCCUCGAUUUUAAACAAAUGGUUAAUGUUCUUCAGUUGAACAUGAAAAAAUAACAGCCUUGUUGGUAUUAAUAUAAAUAUAUUAAUUGUCAAUGACUUAAUUUUUGUUUUCCAGUCACUGAAACAUUCUUUUGUAUGUCCUCAAACUGUACAGAAUCUCAGCUUGUCAUGUUAAUAAUACCGAUGUCAAAACCGUCUAAGAGUAGCUAAUUUACAGAGUCUAAUUUUUAUUUCACUCCCUCAGCCAGAUGUCUGAAUUUUAAGUUGUUUCACGCUCCAAACCAGAUCCCCCUGACACUGUGGAGACAGGUGUAGGGUGUGUGCUGGAAGAAUUACAGUCUAUUGUUUUAAUUUUAAGUGCUGUUGGUUCCAUGUUGGUACAUAUUACAUUUUGAUUCAUUCAUGUUUAUAGUAAAACUUAAGUGUGAUUUAAAAAGUU
Cheilinus undulatus (humphead wrasse) is the source of this 2969-nucleotide messenger RNA. It is a transcript of the gene clptm1, whose product is annotated as CLPTM1 regulator of GABA type A receptor forward trafficking. The record is from RefSeq and is a predicted model, not a curated record. The transcript has 14 exons. Lineage: Eukaryota; Metazoa; Chordata; Actinopteri; Labriformes; Labridae. The coding region runs from base 43 to 1947 and encodes 634 amino acids. Gene Ontology annotation, cellular component: endomembrane system; membrane.